Messenger RNA from Diabrotica virgifera virgifera (western corn rootworm), 15541 nucleotides. RefSeq names its product MPN domain-containing protein CG4751-like. Gene Ontology annotation, molecular function: polyubiquitin modification-dependent protein binding; metallopeptidase activity. Gene Ontology annotation, biological process: double-strand break repair. Gene Ontology annotation, cellular component: BRCA1-A complex; BRISC complex. The record is from RefSeq and is a predicted model, not a curated record. Lineage: Eukaryota; Metazoa; Arthropoda; Insecta; Coleoptera; Chrysomelidae. Bases 255 to 2504 code for a protein of 749 amino acids. The transcript is spliced from 9 exons.
GCGAGUGUAAUCAAUCUCAAGAAACUCAUUUAUGUCCUUUUCUAAAUAAAUGAAAUAAGAGGAAACAAAAAUUGGGAGGUAAAACCGUAUCAAGAACGGAUCACGCCCGAGCCCGUUGUCAUUUGUUGUUAUUUGGCAUGUUGACAAGGCAAUCCAAGUCCAAAAAUAUUUGUAAUAAAAGUUUGUUUACGAAUAAAUAAAUGUUUAGUGAUCAGUUCCGAACAUCUUAAGGAUUUUAGAAAUCCUGACUAAAGAUGCAGUCUCAGCUUGAAGCAGCAUUAUUAGGUCAAACUUCUCAAAGCAAUAACCAAGAUGUGGACGAAAACAAAGACAAUAAUUCUGAAGGGAAAGAAAAUGAAGAGAUGGAAGAGAUUGAGAAAUCGGGAAUGAGAGUGAAUGGUCGCAUUGCAUCACCAGAAAAGAGUGAGAAGGAAGUAACUGAAUCCUCUAAAAUUCAGCCGAUUAAACCACCGGCCCCGCCGGUUUUUGGAAGAGAAUCCAACAAUAGGACAGUGACCCUGCAGAAUUUACUAUCUGCGGGUAUUUUGCAGCCCGGUCCUGGGGCUAUGACAAUAGAAUAUUUGGGACAAAAAUUUGUUGGAGAUCUUCUCGAAGACGGAAAAAUCCGCAGUCAAGAAACAGACACCAUUUUUGCUUCGCCCAGUGCUUGGGCAAUAGCUUGUAAACGAUUUAUUAAUCCCGACAAAAAAUCCGGUUGUGGAUGGGCGUCUGUAAAGUACAGAGGGAAAAAAUUGGAUGCGUUUAAGAACGUUUGGUAUAAGAAGAAAAAAGAAGAGGACGAAAAGCAAGAGAAGUUGAUGAAAGAAAGAGAAGCUGCUAAUAUGGAACAGUUGCUACAAAGGAGUAUGAUGAAUUCCAUGAUGUAUCAGAGAAUGGUGGUUAAACACAAUACCAUUACGAAUAGGACAAUUACCCACGAUACGAAUACAAUGAUCGAAUGCGUGCCAUUUUCAAGCUUAGGAAAACUACAGCCGUUUUUAAUUACCAUGACAACCAAUUCUGCAUUCCUUAUGGAUUUUCAUUGCCACUUGACGAAAUCUGAGGUGUCCGGAUAUCUUGCGGGACGUUGGGAACCCAACACACAAAAUUUACACGUCAAACGUGCUUUUCCAUGUCGCUGUUCAAAAAAGGAUAGAUCCAGUUCCCGAUACAUAGAAACCGAGAUAAAGAAAACCAUAGAAAGAGAAAAGCUCACUCUUAUCGGAUGGUACCAUUCUCAUCCAACAGCUGCAGCUGCCCCAACAUUAAGGGAUAUUGAUGCUCAAUUAGAAUAUCAAAUUAAGAUGAAAGGAGUUAAGGACAGCAGCUAUUCACCUUGUAUAGGAGUUAUAAUAUCCCCGUAUAACUACGAUACCCCAUCUCUAGAGUCUAGCAUCAUAGCCUAUUGGGUUAUACCUCCACCGGAAUCGAAGCCGAACGAAUACGGACGACCCAUGCUGAUGUCCUACAGUGUAACACAAGACUCCGUUGUGUCCCCCCACAUAAAAGACGAAAUGAAAAAGUGCAUCGAAUAUUAUAAGAAAGAGACUGAUUACAUUAAUUUCGCAGAUAGUUACAUGGGAACCACCUGUUAUAUAGAUAAGUUAAGGACUACCCUAAUGUCAAAGUUCCCCAGAGAAGAGUCAGAGACAGCUUUGUGGAAGUUUAUCAAGGAGAUCCUAGGUUUGCCUGUGGAAGAGAAAGAACCUUUGAUUAGUAUACCAACAGUGUCGAAACCUAGCCAGUUCUUCCACACCUUUACCCCUCCAGCUAGUAUGGCAUCGAGUUACAUGUUACCUACGGAUAUCUCCAGUAUACUUUACAAUUCUGGUAAAUUUCCCAGCGCUACAAGUCUUUUAGGCUUACCAGACCCCAUGGCGCAUAGUACCCUUGCUGCCAACAAUAUGUUUUUGCAGUCGAACUACUUCAAAAUGCAAGAUAUGUUUAAGCCAUUUACGUCCAGCGCUCAUCUACCUCCUCCUCCUGUGCCCCCACCAUCAAGACUCAAUAGAUCAGAUAAGUCGCUUCCAAGUGCAGCCUUGGGGUCUCCACUUCCUUCUACUUCUUCCUUGAAGAUACCUUCUGAGAUGAAACUUCCAAAGAGGAAUCAUGCAGAUAAUUAUUAUCAUACGAAGUCCAAGAAGGAUUACAACCAACACGAAUUCACAAUGCCAAAAGUCCCUAAGGAAUUCUCGAUGACUGAUUACAUAUCGUCGUUGGGAAAGGCUACUGUGACGAAACCUGAGUUUCUGAUGCCCGAUUUGAGUAGUAUAAAUAAGCAUUUGAACGAGUUUAGUCUUAGUAUGGGUAGAAAAAAGGACUACGGGGAAAAACCGCCUAAAAUACCUAAGUUGAAUUAUUCUAGUGGUACCUUAGACUUAAGUUUUACUAAGAAGUCGCCUACCUCUUCGUUUAUUUCUGAUGUUCCUACGGAUCUGACCGUCGGUGCUACAAAGAGGGUUAGUGAAGGGGAGAGUAAGCCUUUGAAUCUCAGCGCCGGGUAAAAAUAGAUUAAGUUGAGUUGUUUCCGGUUUAAAUGAUCUAAUGUGGUUGGAUGUGUUGUUGACAGAUGAUGGCCUUUUUUCUGGUUUGAAUGAUCUGAGAUUUAUAGAAAAUGGUGUUGCGUGUUGACAGAUGACAGCGAAGGGUUAGCAUGAAAUGUUACUGAGUCGGGAACCAAAAGUUUUGUCAUUGAUAUGUUUUUUUAAUAUUUAUUCAGUGCUAAUUUCUAAGGGUAAACAAUCAGAUUGUCUUAUGUUAUUAAUAGAAAUUUCUUUCUCAUGUACAGAGAUAUGUGUUUCACUGUGACAUUAUUCAUAUGAGAUUCCACAGAAAUAUUUACACAGUUGAAUCUAGAAUAUUCAUUAAUAUGAACAUGUUGAAAAGAGACCAAUAAAAAAAAAGUUUUGAAGAGUGAAAAACUAAAAACUAUGAAAGACAAAACAACUUAUUGUAAAUAAACACAGUUGUGUUUAUUUACAAUGGAAAGACACAUUCUAGGUCAGCGAUACUCAACCUUUUUCUAUCCUAGGCCACAUAGUAGCUAUUGCCACAGCUUGCGGGCCGCAAUCAAGAUGAAGAGUAUACAGGGUGUUUCAUUGGGAAACGAAAAUACUUGAAUGGUGAAUAGAGGUAAAUGAGGCGGUACUAGACAUAAUAAAUUUAUUGCUCCACCGGCUUCAUAACCGAGUUACAGGGUGUUUUAUCGAUUUUGCCCAUUUUUUCUGGACCCAUAACUUUAGAACCACCUUGUAUAUUUUUUUGAUAUUUGGUACACAUAUGUCACAUUUAGAACCCAAACCCAUAACUACUAUUAACAAAAAAAUUCAGGUCCGGAUUAAACAAAAUUAUAAAUCCAUUGUCACCUUGAAACAACAUCCUGUAUAUUGAAAUUUUCAAAACCCGUUUGCACAUUUGAAAAGAGCUUUAAUGGAGCUUUCAUUUUUUGCGCAGACAAUUCAAUGACUUUAAUUUUGAAAUUAUGUCGAAAUUUUUAAGAACUCAAACUUUCAAAACAAAAAUUUCGAUAUAAUUUCAAAAGGUCCGCAACAUUGUUUAAAUAAUCAAAAUCUCAAAAAAUUAAGGAAAAAUUUGACGUUUUCUUCGCUUUUUUGAUUAUAACUUUAAAAGUAUUCAUUUUCGAGAAAAGUUGCAUUGACAUAAAAGUUGCGUAAUUGCAAAAUAGCAAUAAUUGAGAAAAAAACAUAAAAAACAAGUAUUUGCAGUUUACGUUUUUCAACCAUUUAUGCUACAUUUAGGACCUUCAUAUUUCACCCAGAAAACUUUAUGAUAGAGUAAAACAAUACUGUAAAUUUCAUUAAGAUCAGUUAAAUAGAUUUUGCAAAAUAAAUUUUGCAAUCCAGCUUUUACAAAAAAAAAUUCAUUUUUUCAAAAUGUGGCAGGACUGAAAAUAAAGCAGACAGGAAGUUGAUCUUUUUUUACAUAUAGAAGAAUACUGUACCUUUCAUUUGCAAUUUGCAAAAUUAAAAUCGGUUAACUACCACGACGUCAGGAAUUUUUUUAAAUAAACAUUAAUUUUUGGUGCUACGCGCAGGACAGCGGAUACGUUUGCUCUGAUUGGGCAUUCCACACAUCAGCACACUAUCACUUUUUUCUCCAACAUGUUAGCUAUGUGUAUGCCAAAUUGCAUGUCAAUCUAAGCGGUUCUUGAAAAUCUGGAGGUUUUGCAAUAUUUUACCGUAAGUGCAUGAACUUAUAAACUUAUCAAUGACAAAACAGCAAAACUCAGACAUAUCAAUGCCUUGAUAUGCUUGGUUCCACCACUCCCUAACAUUUCUGCAAAGGGUAAUAAAGAUACUAUUAUUUGGCUAAAGUCCGCCAAGGGGGUCGAAAAUUUUAUGGCGGGUUUAACCCAAAAAGAUUCCAUGCCUCGAGCUCAAAGAGACAAUAAAUGCCUGAAAGUUGAUUGCGCGGGAAUGCGCUGUUGCCAAAUUUACAAAUUCAAAUUAAAUUUUGUUCUUUCUUUUUUUUCUUCUCUGAUUCUGGCCUUGGUUUAGAACUAGAACCUUUAGCCACGUAAUUGUAUAACUUAUCACUAACUCAGGUGUAAUGUGUAGUGUGUGUGUUGAUUAAGUAUCUUGUUACUUUGCAAAGUCGACGUCAUUGUCUUUGCAAAGAGACGCUAAUUGUAUCCGAACGUCUGUGGUUCGUCCGGUGAGUACCGAUUUGUUCUUUCUUGUAUUAAUAAAUAAAGUACGGUUGAAUAUGACAUAUAUGAAAUGAAAUUACAAACAAAGUAGACUUCGGUCCUUGACAAAAUGACAAAUAUUGAUCAUUACUGACUGAGUAUUAUUUAAUGAACAUUUAUUAUCGUACAUUUAUUUAGGACAAUAAUUACAAGACAUGCGAUUAGUUAUACUCGAACUAAAUUACAGUUCGUCAAGAAUAGCAAUGUCUCUGAGUUUUGACAAGAAUAUAAAUUUGGAGGGGGUGAUCCGCCAGUAGUCUGAAUAUACUUAGUUUCAAAUAUCUUUUUGGACUGAUGAAAAAAUUGUCGAAACUACAUUUUAAUUGAUAAAGAAUUUUGCACUCUGACUUCGAGUUUCAUUUCAUAUACACUGCGCGUCAGAUAAAACGGGCUUCCUACAAAUUGGGUCAUUUUUGAUGUCUCGAAUUUCCUAAACCUGUUAUCCGAUUUAAGUUACUUUUUAAAUAUGUUAUAGCCUUAUUCUUUAACAAUAUCGCUGUAAUAAUAUUGUUGUUAGACAGGUAAGUUGUUAGACAUAAAAAAGUUAGGUACAUUAACAACUAGCCUUGUUUUUCAUCAAUACAGGGUGUUUUUAAAUAAGUAUAGCAAACUUUAAGGGGUAAUUCUGCAUGAAAAAAUAAUGACAGUUUGCUUUAUAAUUGUAUGUCUGCAAAUGCUUUGUUUCCAAUAUAGGGGGUGUUGAAAUUUUUGUUACAAACUGACGAUUUAUUUAUUGCUCUAAAACCGGGUGAGAUAUGCAAAUGAAAUUUGGUGGUUUUUAAGAGGUAGUUAUUAUGCAUUUUUUGACAUACAAUUAAGAAUUUUAUGUUCACCAUUGGCGCACAUAAGGAUCAUAUUACCCGUUUGCGCGCCAAUGGUGAAUAUUGAAUUCCUAAUUGUAUAUCAAAAAUGCUCAAUAACUACCCAUUAAAACCCACCAAAUUUUAUUUGUAUAUGUUAACCGGUAUUAGAGCAAUAAAUAAAUCGUCAGUUUGUAAGAAAAAUCCCCUACCCCUAUCUCGGAAACGAAGCAUUUGCGGACAUACAUUUAUAAAGCAAACUGUCAUUAUUUUUCAUGCCGAAUUACCCCUUAAAGUUUGCCAUACUUAUUCAAAAACACCCUGUAUUGAUGAAAAACAGGGCUACUUGUUAAAGUACCUAACUUUUUUAUUUGAGAAAAAAUCACAGUUUGAUUGGUACACCCGGUAUAAUGACAAUUUACCUGUCUAGCAACAAUAUUAUUACAGCGAUAUUGUUAAAGAAUAAGGCUACAUGUUAAAAAAAUCCCUUAAAUCGGACAACGGAUUUUGGAAAUUUGAGACAUCAAAAAUGACCCAUUAAGGUGGUGCGUUGAUUUGUUGGAGAAGUGUAUAAAUCAUAAGCAACUGUAUUUUAUUUAUCAAUACAAGAAAGAACAAAAUUUAAUUUUAUUCCGUAGACUUGGCAACAGCGCAUCCGCGCGCAAUCGUUUUUCGAGUAUUUAUUGCCUCUUCGAGCUCCGGGCAUAGAACCUUUUUGGAUUAAAACCGCUAAAAAAUUUUCGACCCCCCUUGGCGGCCUUUAGCCUUUUAUUUUUGUAGAUAUGUCUACUGCUUCAUAAGAAACAGUUGGAGGAUAAAUGAUUUUCAGUCUCGUUAUCUCCCAACUCGAGCACUAGACCGUUCCCACUAAUUUUUUUCAUUCAUAGUUGUCCGUACUAAAUGUCUUUCAGAAUAUUUGGAUAUUAAAUAAUCAGUAUUUGUACUAUGAACAAAAUUGUUGUUACGAUCUAAAUUAUGAGAUGUGUUUUUAACCUUCUUAAAAUAAUAGGUGAGUGGGGAACCCCCAAAAAGAUGCAUAAAAAACUAAGUAUUCCCCUCCCCCAAACUACUUAUCCAAAAAACCAAGUGUAACCGAUUCUUUACAUUAUUUAAAACCUAAAUAUUUUUUUCUUUUACGAAUGGAAGAUAAUUCGUUGUAACAGUUUAUUGCAAAAUAAAAGAAAAUUAAAAAAUUGGAAAAAAUUUCUAUUUAGGUAUAUUUGGCAAAAAUAAACACUUUUUGUCAUUCGUUAUACAGGGUGUCCAGAAACUCUACCGACAAACGAAGACAGGAGAUUCCUCAGAUAAUUUAAGACAUUUUAACCCAAUUCAUCUAGUCCGAAAAUGCUUCCUAAGGGAGCUAGAGCUCUUUGAAGAUGGCGUCUUGUAAUUCGUUUUUCUUAAAUACUCCCAGUACGUUUCUAUUUAGAAAAACGAAAAUUGGUAUGCAUAUUUAUCUUCCAAAGAUAAAUCGAUUCCAUUUAUUACGAAUUUAUAGUACCGGUCAUAGGCGUCCGUUUUGGGUAGGGCAACGGUUAUUGUAUCGCAUAACUUUUAUGUCUUUAACUUUUAACGAUUUUUGACACUGGAUUAUUAAAUUGUGAGGUAUUCUAGUACUAAAAGGGGGGGGUAUAGUUAAUUCUGCAUUUUUGCAUAAUUUUAAAACGUUUUCCCUUGAAAGUGGUAGGGUUAAAUUAAAUGGGUAAAAGGAUAUCUUAAAGAACAACACUUGAAGAUUAUUCAGUUAAAUUUUUAUUGAAAAAUAUUAAAAAAUGAGGCAGUGGCAUCAUUUUUAAGUAGAUGAUCCAAAAAAAGAUGAUUUGCGGUGUACACCAUAUCUUCGGACAGAAUCAUUUGAAACAACCAAAAAAAUUAUUUUAGUUUAAGAGUUUUUUGAGGUAGUGACGUCGAGUUUUUAUGAUUAUAUUGAUUUUUAAAUUCAUGGUAUAACUUUAAAGUGAAAAAAUCGAAAAAAACAAAAAAAAGUGUGUUCGGUAAAGAGAAAAAUGGUAAUAUAAACAAAAAAAACUAUUAAAAUAAGCAAAAACUCGACGUCACUACCUAGUAAAAUAUCUAAAAAAGAAGUGUGCAAAAUUUCAGAAAGAUCGGUGCAUUACUUUUUGAGUUAUGAUGUACACCGCCUCAAAAAAACAUGUUUUUCAGAAAACGCGUUUAAAAUAAUACUAAGAAAAUUUUUGUAUAUAUCCAUAUCUCCGUCAAUUUUGCUCGGAUUAACUUGAAAUUUUAAUGGUAUACUCUUGAAAAUAUUUACAAUCAAAUAAGCCAAUAUAAAAAAACAAUGUGUGUGUACUUUGUACGCACGUAAGAAGAUAUAAAUAUACUUAACAGGUUAUUUGUAUUUUAUUUAAAAAUUAAACUAACUGUCUUAUCUACCACUUUCAAAAAUUUUUAUAAAAACAACCAAAAAUAAAAAAAAAAUAUGAAUCGCCCAGGAUUCGAACUCGCGUCCUUCCAAUCUCUGAGCUAACGCCCUACCAACUACUCCAGCGAGGUCCUUGUAAUUGACGUGUAAGUUUCGGAUAUAAUUACACAACACGGCGACAAAUAGUGUAAAAAUGUUAUGCCUACAUAAUAUUUUAUUAUUUUACUACAGAGAUACACAAAUCCAAAAACACAAGAAAAGAAUUAUAAUAAAUAAUACAUUUACUAAAAACACUAAUAUAUUCUUUUAAUGACUUAUUUGCACGGUUACAGAUACAUACAUACCUAUCUUGAAAGAUUAGCAAUGAACUACAUGCUGUCUGUGUGCGCAGGCGCGCAGAUUUAUGUACAAUUUUACCCUCAAUCGAAUCGCCGCUAAAGAAGAAUAUCUUCAAAAAUCCAAAAAAAUAAUCAAAAAUACUAUACCCCGCCUUAAGUCGGUAGGACACACCGUUUUCUAGAAAAAUCGAUUUGGAAAUUUUUCGUUUUUUGAAUUUCCUAAAAAAAUUUCACAAAAAAACCAUUUAUAGAAACGAAAACUGGUACUUUUAUUUAUAUUCCAGAGAUCAAUCCAUUUCAUUAAUUGCGAAUUUGUAGUACCGGUCAUAUGCGUCCGUUUUGGGUAGGUCAACGGUUAUUUUAUCGCAUAAUUUUUUGUCCUUAAUUUUUAAGCAUUUUUGACUCUAGAAUAUUAAAUGAUGAGGUAUUCUAGUACUAAAAGUUAUUCUUGCUUUAAGUUGGUAAAAUACAGUUUUUUUAAAAAAAGACUAAGUUUUCACUCUAAUGGCAUAUAGAACAACAUAAUGCUAUUCUACAUCCCACCAGAAUGAAAACAAUGGGAACCUUCUCUGGUUACACCUCCGAGGCUUCUAUAAUUUGCAAGCCAUACGGAUGCUGAAUACGGAUGAUGAAACAUAUAAAUGUUACAUUUACUCUGUGUGGAGUAUGAAGGGAACCAUUCUCGUUGGAACUUUACCGCGCUGAGCAGAUGGGACGUGAAUUGUAAAUUGUAGAAUUCCCUCAUCUUCCUUAGUCUCAGCAUCCGUAUGGCUUGCAAAUUGUAGAAGCCUCGGAAGUGUAACCAGAGAAGGUUCCCAUUGUUUUCAUUCUGGUGGGAUGUAGAAUAGCAUUAUGUUGUUCUAUAUGCCAUUAGAGUGAAAACUUAGUCUUUUUGGUAGCAGUUGCCGCUAGGGCAUCUAUGCCAUUUCGUUCGUUGCAAUCCGGGACUGCACGCUGGGGUUUGUUUUGGUUGGAUCGGGGAGAGCAGCAUAUGUGCCUCCUGAUGAGAGACUAAUAAGUUUCGAAACCGGUAGGGGUGCUUGCAGCACUCUCUGAUUGGACUAGAAUAUGGUUCGGCUGUGUUUUCGAUUUGCAACGAAAUUGAAAAUGGUUAUUCAUUUUUGACAGUUUUUUUAAUUUUAAUUUUUUUUUUCAAAUUUAGAAAACGAAAAAUUUUGAAAUCUUUUUUUCUAGAAAACGGUGUGUUCUACCGACUUAAAUCAAGACAACCUUUUAGUAUUACAAUAUCUCACAAUUUAAUAAUCUAGUAUCAAAAAUACUUAAAAGUUGAAGACAAAAAAGUUAUGCCAAAAAAUAACCGCUGCUCUACCCAAAACGGGCGCCUAUGACCGCUAUUAGAAAUUCGCAAUGGAUGGAAUCGAUUUACCUCUGAAAGAUCAAUAUAAGUACCAAUUUUCGUUUUUCUAAAUAGAAGCGUUCUGAGGUAUUUAAGAAAAACUAAUUACAAAACGCCAUCUUCAAAGAGCUCUAGCUCCCUUAGGGAGCAUUCAAGUAUUACGUAACGCGAUUUUUGAAGAUUUUUACCCCCCCCCCCCCUACGUAACGCACUCUUAUGGGAGUUUAACUAUUGCGUAACGCAAUUUUUGAAGAUUUUUGACCCCCAACCUGCGUUACGUAAUCAGGGCCGUAACUACGAUGUUGGGGGCCUCGGGGCAAACGUAAUCUGGGGGCCCCCUACCAACCAGCGCAAAGGGGGUCCGGAAAAAUGUUUGAUAUUUAACCCUUUGAAAACGCAUUUUCCCUCCUGUGUGAACACCACACUCUCUUCUUUCUUUUUUUUUCAGCAUGUCUUGCAAUAAUUAUAAAAUUAGCAACUCUAAUGAAUACAUCUUCAUCUGUAUCUGAUAUUGUGGACGGAUCAUUAACGAAUGCGUUCGUACGCUACAAUGUAAAUGGUCUUACUUUGUAGCGAACGAAUAACCAAGCGAACUACCAAGCAAACGUAAAUGCACAUUAAGGUGCCUUAAACAACUGCAAUGUGAGCCAAACACAGUCAGUGAAGCUGGUCAGUGUAGUGGUGGGACUGAUCCUAAUGUGCUCAUUCUAUCUUACCCUUACCCUUCUUUUCAAAAUGUGGUACCAUGUGGUUCCUUUCACAUACCAAGAUGUUGUCUGGGAAAAUUGGCUAAGACAAAGUAGCUGGGCUGGGACCCCUAUUCCGGUUGCAUUUUAAUUUUUAUUUAGCCAAAAUAUCUAAUUUCCUCAGCAACAAUUUAUAUCUUUACGAAAGGUCUCGGGGGCCCCAGCUUAGCCCCGGUCCCCUCUUCCAAUGGCAUUUUAGGUUUUGUUACGCCGAAAUAACUAAUUUCUUAACUAAUAAUUUAAAUUUUUAUGUUAAGCUCUCGGGGGUCCCAGCUUAGCUCAGGCCUCAGGGCCCCUGUUCUAUUCCAAUUGCAUUUUAGUCGAAAAGACUAAUUUCCCCAGUGAAAAAUUAAGACUUUAUGUUGCUGUCUUUUUAAAAUUGUGUCAUUUGAAAAUAUUUCGUUGAUAUCGGCUAUUAAAUUACAUAUUUUUAUUUUCCUCGUUAAAAUCUAUGCACGGCCAACCAAAAGAAGGCCUAUGUGGGCCCCCUUGGCCGGGGGCCCCGGGGCACUGCCCCGGUUGCCCCAAUGGUAGUUACGGCCCUGUACGUAAUACUUGAACGGUUCCUUAGGAAGCAUUUUCGGACUAGAUGAAUUGGGUUAAAAUGUCAUAAAAUUAUCUGAGGAAUCUCCUGUCUUCGUUUGUCGGUAGAGUUUCUGGACGCCCUGUAUAACACAAGUUAGUUACAUUUUGUCAGAUAUAAUUGGCUGGAAAUUAUUAUACAACCAAGCACACGUGCUCAUAGCCAGUAUCAAUAGUAAACAAAUACAAGAAUAAAAAACCGUUAAGAGCCGUAAAAAUGAGUGGCGCACCCAAUAUGCCAGCUACAAAAGAGCUGAUAUGAGUGGUGCAAAAAUGUAUUUUCACUGUGAUGGAAAAUAAAAUUCUAAUUUUAUUUUGAAAGAUUUUUCCAUAACAUUUGCUAAAUUUGAAGUAAAACGCUCCACAAAAGAGUACCUUUGAUAAAGUUUACAGUUUAUGGAAACCAUAUACCAAAUAUUAUGGAAACCAUUUUAUCUUUCAAAAUAAAACUAUAAUUUUAUUUUCUAUCAAAAUGAAAAUACAUUUUUGAGCCACCUAAUAUUCAUACCAGCUCUUUUGUAGCUGGGGUAUUGUAUGCGCCACUCAUUUUUACGGCGUUUAGCGGUUUUUUAUUCUUGUAUCAGGAGUUUUUCAAAGUUUUUUUAUAAAUUAAGUGUAUGACCUUGAAUGUAAUAUUUCUCAAUUACACGUUAAGCAUUAUAAAUGGUCGCCUUUGUCGCAUUAUUGCCCAAAUGAUCUAGUGGUUACGACACUAAAUUUGUGAUCGGACAAUCCGACUUCAUAUCCCAGUCAUCCCAAUACUUUUUUUUGCAAUAUAAUUCUGUGUGUGCAUCGAUUGUACACUAGAUUUGUUUUCUAUUCGGAAUUAUUUACUAUUUAUUUUGCUCAACAGGCCAUGUAUGCCCUGGGCGUGAUUCUAUUCAAAAAAAUGGGAUGGCUAACAAAUAAUCAACUCGGAUAACCCAAUCAUAUUGAGCGUCGUAACCACCACAACUAGACCAUUUCGGCGAUAAUGGUUAAAUGGUUUAUACUUUUGGAGCUCGAUAACUUCUAUACGCCUUAACCGAUUUUGAUCACUAAACAUGAGUUAGAAAGGUAUUGACAAGUAGUGUCUGAUGCAUCUAAGAUCAAAUACGAUAACUGAAGGUAUAAUAGGAUUUAGUGAGCUUGAAAAAUCGUUUUCCCAGAGGAAGUGGAAUUAUUAAAAUUAUUUUAAUAUAACUUAAAAAUUAGUAUUUUCCCAGAUAGGAGGUAUACACCGUUAGACACGUCUAAAGUCCUCCGACAAACGGUCAGUUAUUGGCGCAAUUCGUAGGUUGAAAUUUUGAGUAAUUGUCGAAAAACCAAAAUUUUUAAAGCUCGAUUUUUUAGUUUUUCGUCUAUAUUGAGCCGCGUGUAUGUCCGAUCCUGAAACUGCAUUGAAAUUUUGAAUUUUCAAAGUUUAAUUUUUCAGUUUUUUAUUUUGUGACAGAUAAUAGGUAGGUAUAGGUACAGGACAGAUAUAGGUAGGUGCAUUGUGCAUGUGCAAAAUUGAACAAUUUUUAAGUUUCGUUUAAUUUUGCAAUACAGUUAAUAACAAAUUAUCUGCCAUUCGUACAAGAAAAAAUAUUUAGGUUUUUUGUUUCAAAUUAUAUAAAGAAUGGAUAACGUUUGUUUUGGACCAGUAGUUUUUAAUGGGGAGGGGGGUUAUUUGUUUUUAUGCAUCUUUUUGGAGAUGGCUGCUCGCCUAUAAGAAAAUAAUUAGUUUUAAGUUUAAUAUUGUAAUUAGGUACAAUUAUUCUUUGUCAAAUGGAUUAUGUUGUUGAAAACACAUGUCAGGGCAUUAAUACUCUUUUAUCUCUUAGUUGUCUAAAAAUUCAAUUAACGAGUACCAUGUGAUGUACAGUUAGGUUGUGUACAGUGCCCGCUCCCAAUUCAUUUUUCUUAAAGGAAAUAGUCCAGUAAUACAAGACAUUUUUUUUUGAAAUAUUUGUUACAAGUACCUCUUUUAUCGCCUGUCAAUGAGAACAAAAACAGGAUAUUACCUCCGAAUUAUAUCCUACUGUAUAGAUUUUAAUGAAAUUUUAUCUCUUAAGUUAAAAUCUACCCUAUUAUCUUGGGGGUGGUUCCCACUUCUUCUUGGAGGUCGAAAAUUUUUUGGUCAAAAUAACCACGGAGUGGCUAGAGAACCUAAUUAUGAGCAAAAACUGUUCUAUAAUUUUUUUCUGAACACUCGAUACUUUUUGAGAAUGAAAAUUUGCCAUAUUCAUUGAAAAAUGACACCUUUUCGGACGAUUUUUUGCGAAUACCUUAAAAAUUAUUCAUCAACUCGUUGAUAUUUAAUAACUCAAAAAGUAAUGAUUUAUUUUAAUAACUUCAUAUAGCAAAUUUUGCUUAUAAUUUGUCCCUCUAUUGAUUUGUAGAGUUAUUUUUAAUAAAAUAAUUUUCACCACCGAGAAGGGGUGGUAUCCACCCCCAGGGUAAAAGAGCAAGUUGGCACCAUUUAAUUUUUGUUUCUUGAGGUAUCCUCUAACUACUCAUCAAUUUUCAUGCAAAUCGAUGGAUGUUCAACGAAAUCGGAGGUGAAAACCUUCAGUGACUGCACUAUUUUUCCACUUUCACUCCUUAUUGCUACUUCCUGUAUCCACUGAGGUGUCAGCCUGCAAGGGAUCAUAAUUACCAAUAUACAAUGGACGCAUUUCACAGGACAAACUCUAUAUUACUUAUGACGAAGAUUUUUCGGCUCCAGCUCUUAGUCUACGUAUGUUGAUGUUAGUCUAUAUCAGCAUUAAAUUUGUCGUCUUCAGCGGUUUUUUGUUUGAACUUUCAUCCGAUGAUUGCUGUUGGAUAUUGUGAAGAAAAGGUGGAGGAAUGGAGAUUCCUGGUCCAUGAGGUACAAGUCGUUUAGCAGACGGUAAAUCCUUGACAUCACAAGAGCAAAAGUAACAGUCGUCUCUAUGGUUUUUUGGUUCCCUCUAUACCUUUUUGGCAGUUUUGUAGACAGUCUUUAAUCGCUGACGGCCAAAUCUGAAUAAUAUGGCGUAUGCUCAAAUACUCCGAAGCUGCUUGAACGAUCACACCUGUCGCAAUGACAAGACUUGUGGCUAGAUGGAUUAUCCUCAUGAAAGAAAUCCCACAAUGAGCUCUUUUAACCUUCGGAUGACCAAGCGUAAGCUUUUCUUUAAUAAAUUCAAAAGUAUUUUCAAUUUUUAACUCAUUUUUUUUUAUUUGACUUUAAUAUCAUUCUAGAUAUCCUCAUAUUUUGAAAUAAAAAAAAUUCCCUAUAUUUUACGAAUAAAAAAUAUAUUCUGAAGUUGAUGUUUAGUAAAAUACCGUCUAUUAUGUGGAAUUCCAAGUAGUUUUACACUGCGCGUUAUCAAAAUCUAUUUUUAGACUGUGGUGCCUGUUAUGUACGAAUCAUGACAUUCCUGUCUGCUACAGUUAGUCACUAUUAUUAUUUCCUGGCGUAUAUUAUUUUAGUUUCUUAGUAUUUUGUGUACAUAUAAGAUACGGCCCGCAAAUAUCUUACAGAGACUGAGUUACAGGAAAUUGUUACUGCUAGCGAUUUUUAUGAUGAUACAGAAGAUGAAAUAGUAUCAGAAAACGAGGAUGUAUUGUUAGAUGAAGAUUUAAAUGCUGAAAACAUUCAUUCCAGGUCAUUUUUGACCUGGGGUAAUUUUUUACCCCCUUGGUCAUCCGUGUAACAAAAAAAGGUUGGUCAUCGGAAGGUUAAUUAUAGUUCUCUUCCGCAUAACCGUUCUAGCUGAGAGUUGCAUGUUACAUAUUUUCACCGGUGCGGUGGUGAUACUCAAUAUAUCCACUCAAUACUAUGUAUGGUCUCAACAUCGUAGAUGAUCGUGGACCAUUGUAACAUUUUCCUGUGUACUGCCCAUUGUAGGCGAUCCUUCUUCAUGUCCAUCUAUACACGAUUAUCUACCACUUCUAAACUCAUGAUACAGCUUUUGCAGACACGAUACAUUUCGAUUCUAUAUUCAAUUAUAGUAUUUGCUUGGAAAAACUUAAAAACAACCUGCUAGUUUUCACAAUCAUCCACUAUUAAAAUCACGUUCCACAAUUAACACUUCCCCUGUUCCAGAGUUCCCAUACAUCAAAGUUUGUCCGACUAGACACUGUUAAGCUAUUAACAAAUUUUCAGCUUGCUAUUAAUAAACUUUUUGGGCACGCGGGAUCUAGGCCUAUUACAGACAUUAACAACUUUUACAGCACCUUUGAUUUGGGUUCUUUAGAAAUCGGUUGAAACAAAAACAAUACAAGUAACCUGAUAAAAACGUUCCAAAUAUAUGGUACAUUCAAUACAAAAAUUAAUAUGUACAAUCCAUUUUAAAACACCAAUGAAUCUUUUUUUUUGUUUUUGUAGAUGGUGCGUUAAUCUCUUGGAGCAGUGUAUGUUAAGUAACAUUACAGUUAAUAUUAAUGUUUUUUUUUUUGGUUAGAAUCUGAUAAUUAAAUUAAAACGGCUUUUAGAGAGGUACUUGCAUAAAUAUUUUUUUUCUUUUAAGAUACAUUGUAUAGAGAUUUUUAUUAACUUAAUGUAUUAUAAUUUAUAUGUGAUAUUUUUAACAAUAUUUAUUUUUUUUACAGAGACUGAAUUUUAUGUGUUUGUAUAUGUUUUAAUUUAUGUCACAUUUUGUAAUAUGGCUUUUUUACCGAAUUUUAUAAAUUGUAU